CAGUAGCCAUAAUGCAAAGCGCGGGACAACAUUUUCUGGAUACUAUUGUGGAUACACCAACUGAGAUUUCUGGGACUUUUAUCAUGGAAUAUUACCCUAUUAAAUAGCCAAAAUGAGUGAAGCUGGGCCAAGAAAGCCCCCCCAGGACCAGUCGUCCGGGAGUGGGCGCACAGUUACAACAUCACGUCAACCAUACAUCACCGACCCGAUCGCCUCCAAGCACGUCUGCUUCUACAAAAGUGGCGACCCUCAGUUUAGCGGCCUGCGAAUGGUCAUAAACAACCGCACAUUUAAGACCUUUGAUGCCCUCCUGGACAGCUUGUCCAAAAAGGUUCCGCUGCCUUUCGGAGUGAGGAACAUCACCACCCCACAGGGGGUCCAUGCAGUGCACACCCUAGAUGAACUGGAGGACGGGAAGGCCUACAUCUGCUCUGACCAGCGGAAGGUCAAACCGAUCAACCUGGCGGUGGCCAGUAAGAAGCUGCCACCCUGGUACCAUGCCAGGCCCAUAAGUGCCCGGCGUCGGGCCUUGCAGCUGGCCAAACAGAACGCCGGCAGACCUGUGCGCAAAAACACCCCUGUGAUUGUGCACACCCCUAAGCGGCUGAUGGUGUUCCGGAACGGGGACCCCAGUGUCAAGCACAAUCUGAUGCUACAGAAGAGGACCACUCCCACCUUUGAAGCUCUGCUAGAUUAUGUGUCAGAGUUGAUGCAUUUUCCUGUGGUCAAACUACACACACCAGAUGGAAGAAGGGUGGAUGGGCUACCAGCUCUGAUAUUAUGCUCCGGGAUAGUAGUAGCUGCUGGACGGGAGGCCUUUAAACCUAGUAACUACAAGACACAGAAAUCCUCUCGUCCAACAUGGCUCCCUGCCAAACGAAUGGCCUCAAAAAGACUAAAGCGACCAGCAUCCCUGAAAAAGAAAUCUGUAUCCAGUGGCAAAUCAAGGCUUUUCUCCCCAUCGUCAGAGAGAUACUUCCUGAAUCAGAUAUACCACUCCAUUGCGGAAAGUCAGCGCAACCUCCCUAGUAUCAACACCGGAUCAGAGGAGCUGGGGGCUGCUCAUCUACUGGAGUCAGUUACCGAAACGGACGGCGACACCUACCAAGGAGAUGGAGAUGAAAGGGCAACUGACUGUAUGCCCAGUGAUGACGACAUUGAGAAGUCCUUUCGGGUGAACCAGGAUGGCAGCAUGACCGUGGAGAUGAAAGUACGACUGACCAUCAAGGAGGAGGAGACCAUCCACUGGACCACCACCGUGACCAGGUCCAGCAUGGACAACCAGCUCAGUGUUGCCAGCGUGGCUGAACCGGAGCUGGAGAACUGUUCUCCUGAGUCCAAGGCCCUACCACCACAGCAACCCAGCGCCGCGGGCCGCGCCAAUGGAUACGGUUCCGAAAAGAAGGAUCGACGUGAUGAGGAUGACACGCCCCCGGAGGCCAGCGGAAUUAUCAGCGUGGAAAGAGAUGAUGAGGAAAAUGCUAAAGCACACGUGGGCAAUGUGUCACCCUGCAGGGCUCCCACCCCGGGACCCAGGAGAUACAGGCCGAAGCAGGCCUCAUUGGAGAGCAUACACAUAUCAUCAGAAGACGAGAUCCAAGAGAGGACAGUGGGAUCGUACACCUACAGAGAGACGACUGAGAACGGAGAGAUGAAGGAAGAAUACUGCAUGGUUAGACAGUGCAGUAGCAGGCCAGUACCUAAACCAAGGAGGGUUGGCUCAAUGCAUAACAACAAUUACAGUAAGACUCAAUCCACUUUAAAAUCGGGGAUGGCUGAGAUCCUACAGAUCCGAAAUGGUGAGGAAGAAGUCAGAGAAAGGGUUAUGCACUUAUACGAGCAGCAGACCUGUCAGGACAAUAUCCUUGCCAACAGCCAGUUUACUGUCCAGGGUGUAUCCAUGUACGGGUGGAGGUAUGGGAGACCAGCCACUUCGGACACAACCCUCUUCUCUUCCAGUAAUGACCAUGAGCUGGAGCUAGGUAGACCUUCAACAACCUCAGAGUCCAUCAGUGUUUGUAGGGCUGACAUGUCUCUGUCAUCUGACUUUACCAUCCCUGCAUUUAAGGCUGAAAGAUUUCUCCAAAAUAACAGCGUACUAAAUGUACAGAUACCCCCUCUGUCCAAACCCACCAAAGACAAUGAGACCUCAGGGUGGGUUUCUAAAGCUAGCAAAAACAACUCCACCAAUAAAGGUAUGAAUAAAGUCAAGAGAUUUACCUCAAAGCUCAAAGUGAAGAACCAGGUUCUUAAGAGUAAAAACCCAGACAAAAGGCAUGAAGAGGAUAGAGCAGAUGUUAGUAAAAACAAUAAAAAAGUGAAAACUGGUGGUUUUAGAAGCAAUUCAUCCAUAAGGAAGAUUUAUGGACCAAAACUUAGUAAAAGUCUCAAUGUCCAAAAGAAAAUAAAAGGAAAGGAAAUCAAAUUAAAUACUGAAAACCCCAAAGAAUCAUUGGUGAAAAAACUAAAUGAUGAAAAAGAGAAUCAAUUUUCAUUACAGAAGAAUGUGUUACAUGUUACAUUUCCUACAGAAAUCCAGGUGAAGGGAACACUCAAAAGGCAGAGGUCCAUGCACGAAGAAAAAAGGAUUGAGAAAGAGGUUCAUAAUCUGAGCACAAGUAUGUCACUGCCUGCACUCUCAUCCUCCACUUCUAAUAUCACUGAAUAUGUGGAGAACUGGUUAGAGAAAGCCCUCCCAACUGUCUACCCAGAGCCAGUGGAGGACACUGGGUACCUUGAGACGCCAAGGUCUCAGGCUGAAACUGAGGGCGACGUUGUUCAAGAUGUGUCAGAAAUCAAUUGUGAAAUGGACAUUGAAGAAGAGAAGUCUUGUGUUUUAAAGCAAAAUAUGGAAAUAACAAGAAGUUCAUUUUGUGAAAAAAAUGAAUUAGCAAAUAGAACAUUUGCAAAUACUGCAACACAAACCAAUCUGACUUUGGAAAACACAACAUCUGACCUAUCAUUAAAGGCUCCACUACACAUUGAUGCUGCACAGAAAAAUCUGCCCCCAAAUCCCUCAGUGGAAAAGAUACUUAUCUCCAGUGGUCUUCCGGUCCAUCCUUCUGUUAUCUUAGCAGAAAAGCCAUCCAUAUGUGAAAAUCCUUCAUUGGAAAACCCAUCAAUACCAAUGAAUGUCUCAGUAGAGAAGACAUCAAUCAUAAAAGGUCUAUCAUCUGAAAAUAAAUCAGUACCAAAUAGCUCCUUAAUUGAGAAGAACCAAGUGUCAAACAAUCUCUCAUCUGAGAAAAUGGCAUUGCCUGCUACAACACAGACAGAGAAGUCACCACUUUCCAGCAAAGUCUUUAAUGUGACUUCUGUAGCUAGCAGUCCCUCGUAUUUUAUGUAUUCAACACCUAGUAGUCUAGGUGAUAAAGAACAACACUUAUCAAUAAGACCUUCAUCUGAUGAGGCUUCAACAGCCACUGGCCAUGUAUUUGAAAAGACAACAUUGUUCAACCACUCCACUCUGAUAGAACCACCAUUUCCUAAACAACUAAAAACUAAAAAGACACGAUUGGUCAGUAAUCUCUCCCUUGAAAAGCAGCUAUCCCUUAGAAAAGCCUCAGUGGAGAAAUCUUCAAUAUCCAGUGAUGCUACUGUGGAAAAUGCUUUGGUGGGUAUGACAUCAAUUUCCCACUGUCACUCAUCUGAGAAGACAUCUCUGCCAACUACAACCCAGAUAGAGAUGAAACCACCAUCCACCAAGGUCUUUGAUGUAGCUUCAUUAGCUAGUAGUCCCUCAUGUUUUAUGUCAGCAUCACCUACUAGUCUUACAUCAGAAGAAAGGCCUUUAUCAAUCUCCCCUUUAUCAGAGGAUGCUCCAACACCCACUGGCCAUAUACUGGAAAAAAAAACAUUGUUCAACCACUCGAUUCUGAAAGAACAAUCAUCACCUAAACGUCCAGUGAAGAAGACACGGUUGGUCAGUAAUCUCUCUCUAGAAAAGCAACUAUCACUAAGAAAAGAGUCAGUGGAGAAGUCUGCAUUAACCAGCAGUCCAACUUUGGUGAAGUCACCAAAUCCUGUUAAAACUUCAGAAGAACAAAUACUACAUAACAGCCCCCUUUUAGAAGAUACAUCACUAAUAAAUGAGUCUUCAAUACCUAAGGAUUACACUUUGGAAAAUAACAGAUUUCCACGCAGUCCUAGACAAGGAAGGACACCACUACCAAGAAAUCAUUCUUUGAAAAAAUUACAAAAUAUUUCACCUGAAAGAACAAUGAUACCCACAGCAUCAGCUUCCAGUUAUCUCUCUUCACAGACACCAGUACCUCAUAAACGUACAAUUAAAAAUAGACUCUUACCGUAUUCUCAGUCAUUGGAAAUAGUGUCACCACCAAUAAGUCUCAAAUCAAAAAAGGAGUCAAUAUCUAGAAAUCACUCUCUGGAAAGCAAACCAACACCGGUAAGUCCCACUUGGAAGAGGAUACCAUUACCAAGAAAAAGCAGGCAAACACCAUUAAUGCCGAAGUCAAUGCCAAUACACCUUGAUUCCUCUACAGAAAAUACAGCAAUACUUUCUGGUUCCGCUUCAGUGACUCAUGAAGAAAAAAAUGAUAAUAAGAUGGGUAAUUCAACUCAUGGAGACAAAGCAAAGAUCACUGCAGAAUGGCUCUUAACAAAAAAACCUAUGCCAUCACACAGAGACAAACUGCCUUCCCAGCCAGACAUGAAACCAAUACUUGAGAAGCUCUGUUUCUCAAUUCAGUCAAUUAGACAAAUCACAAACAACAAUCGUCCAUCUUGUCUAGAAAAGUCAAACAGCUUGCCUGAUUUCUCUUCCCAUGUGGCCUCUACAUUUGGGUCCUCCUCCAAAGCGCUCCUGGCCUUUUUGUCUGUUAUUACCUUAAAAGAAAGCUUUUCUGACUGGAACAUACCUGAAUUACAUGGAAACGGUGUAAGCUGUGCUGAGGCUUUAAAAAUGAUGGAGUCUCUGAGAGAAAUUGCCAGUAUAGAGGAUGCAGAGGAGUUAAAGCAUAGUCUGUCAGAAUUGCAAAAGUCUACUUCAACUCAACUACUGCGAAGUUGGAAGUGUUUCCAGGACCUUAACAACAAAGUCAGAAGUCGCAGCUCAACACCAAACAGUUCAGAGCAAAAUUGCUUAUUUAGGACAUGCCCAGUGGAUGCCACUCACAUAGAACAAAAUACAUUGGGUGUUGAUGAGUUAAUAAAUGAGAUUGAUAUGCCUGAAAAGCUCAAAGAAGUAUUGGCAGCCCUUCCACCAGGGGUGAGCAAACAAAUAGAGGUGGAUCAAAUAGAAACGUCUAAACAAUCUAAUGAAAAAGCACAGUCUUCCUCAGAGGAAAGUGUAAAUGCCAAUUCACCUGCAGUCCGUAAGGUAGAGGUUGGCAUUGAAAACAUUGUAAAUAAUGAGGCGAAUGUGGAUGUUAAAUCCAUCAUUAAAAGAUUAACAAAUAUUCAUCAUCCUAAAGAGGUGGCAAAAAACAAAAUGUCUCAAAUCAUGGAGAGCCCAACCAGUACACAAGAUCACUGCUUCUUUUUAGAAGAGCAAAGCUUGAAAGGAGAUUAUAUUUGUCACAGAAACUGCCAGGCAGAGAAUAAGGACAUUUCUGAAACUGUUUUGGAAAACUGGGAAGAAUCAGAGGCUAAAUGUAGAGACAAACAGAUUGACCAGAAUAAAGAACAGACAUCCUCAGAGAUAGAGCACACUUACAGUUUAGCAUUGCAUGAUGGCUAUUUGAACAAGCCAACCUGUUCUGUGGAGACUAAAGACAAGGAUGGGAUACUAUCAAGCUUUCUGGAAGAAAAUCUAAAGGAAAAGCAGAAAUAUUACAUUGAACAUGUGGAGCAGGAGGUCAAAUGUAUGGAGGUGCAGGUUGGCAGUGAUGCAGAGACAACUGCACAAGACCAGGCUAGCUCAGAGGAGGAUCUGAAGUUACACAAUGCAAAGCAAACAAACCAGUAUAAGAAGCCAACUGCUAAAUGUGCUGUGUUGAAGGUUAGCAGUGAGGAGGAAGAAUGCUUAUUGGAAAAGCCUGAAUACUACAUUGAGAACUCUUAUUUGAGGGUGAGUAAAUGUGGGGAGGUUCAACUUAGUAAUGAUGAUAUAGAUUCUUCUGCUGACCAGGCCAGCCCAAAACACCAUGAGGAGCCAGGGGUUAGAUGUGUUGAGUUGAUAGACAGUGAGAAGGAAUGCUUUGCGAGGGAGCAGAAAUACAACAUUGAAAACCUGCCUUGUCAAGAGGAGCGUGAGGUAAAAUCUAUGGAGCUGCAGCUCAGUUGUAAAGGAAGCUUAAAAGAAGACCAGGUUUGCGCAGAAAUGGAGGAAUGUCUUGUUAAGGACCCACUGAGUAAUGUGGUGUCAGAAAAACAUAUGGAAGAGGAAUGCUUAGAGGAAGUACAGCAAUGCCACAUAGGGAAUCACUCAAACUGUAUGGGGUUGCUGGAUAGCUAUGAGGUAGGACAGUCCAGCACUGAGGAGCAGGCUAGCUCUGAGGGAAAACCUGAGCGCCACACAAAGGAUCAGCCAAGCCAUAGGGAGCCAGAAGAACUGCAAGGCGUCAGAAAAGAAGAGAGGUCCACUCCUAAAGACGACCAGGCUAGUUCAGAAGAAGAGCUGGAAGGUUGUGUCAUGAGCCAAUUGGACCAUAAAAAGGUUAAACGUGUGGAUACAAAUGUCAGGAGUGAGGAUAGCAUGUCAAGCACCGAAAAAGAGCAAGCUAGCUCAGACGAAGUGCUUGAAUGUCACAAAAACAAUUAUCCAAGUCAUGAGAGGGGGGUUAAAUAUACAGAGAUGCAAGUUGGCAGAGAGGAAACAGAGUACACCAAUGAAGAAGAUGAGGCUAGCUUCAAGGAAGAAGAGGAAAGCCAUGCUGUCUACUUGAGCUAUGCAGAUGCAGACAUCAAGGUGGAGAGUGAGCAGACUCAUUUAUGGAUAAAGCAGACUUCACAAAUAGAGUCUACUGUCAUAGAAAUGCUGCCUAGCUUGGUCAAACCACAUUCAAGUGCUGACUGGGUAGAUAAGGAUAGUGGGAAGGACAGCGAGCAGAAUGCUAGCUUUGAACAACUUUCUGAUAUUGAGGGUAAUCGUUGUAGCUCAAAGGAGCAGCAAGUAAACUAUGGAGAGAAGCUGUCUAGCUCAGAGGAAGAACAUUUCAGCCUAGAUUAUGAGCCAUACCCUGAAGAGGAGAGAUUUGGUGAGUAUCAUGAAAUCUUAAUAGAGGAGGAAGAACCUUCUGAGGAGGAAGAGCCUUCUGAGGAGGAUGAGAAUUAUGAAAAGUCUGAAGCAAAAUCCAUCAGUCAUUUUGAGGAAGCAUUACCUUCUGUAGCAGAGCGUGUUAACCUACUCGCUAAGAAAAUUGCUAAUGUAGAGGAACGACAAAUCAAAAAUACAGAGAAAACUGGCAUGAAAAUGUUUGCCCAAAUAGAGGUUCCUGCUGUCUCAGAUGGUGAUGACUUAACAAACCUAUCCCACCUAUCUAAUAAACAAGCCGAGCUUGACAAUUUCAAUGAGGGCGCGUCAGAUGUGCUCACAUCCUAUCAUGUGAUGAAGGAUGUCAACAAGCAAGACAACAUUCCUUUGAACACUUGUUGUAAAAGGACAAGGUGGCCUGUAAAUACAUCAGAGACUGUAGCGCCAUCUCUGCCAGCUCUACCAUCCUCAUUGGCAUUUAGCUAUGAUGGCUGUAUAACUCAUGAGUCUGAGGGAAAUAGAGUCAAGUCAAUAAAAGAAAUGUUCAUGGCAAAAAGUGUUGUGGACCUUCAAUAUGGACAAACAAGUCUACCCAGGACAAAAGAUUCAGAUCUGUCUUACAAUAGACCAGGUUCUUCUGACAGUGGUGCUCAUCAAUUGCCAACACCUACAAACAUUUCUGGUAGUGAGGAUGAUUCAGUAAAGAAAUCCAUCACCAAAGGCUUUGUCAGGAGAACAAUUGAAAGCCUUUAUGGGAAAAGGGAUACAAAAAACUCUGCAAGUGAAAGUCAGCGCAUGACUCUCCCAAAGUCCAGAGAAUUCAUUGGUAAGGUCAGCCUCUCCCCAUUUCAUAAUGCACAGAGCAAAGUGGUAUCCGAUGUAUCAUACUUCAAUGCCACCAGCUCUUUUGUCACAUACACAGAGCCAACACGGUGUAUCGCCUUCAACGCAAAGGUCGGGCCCGGAGACUCUGUCCCGAUAGAUAAAAACCGGUGGCUCCUUAGAGAGAGCGUGAUCAGGAAGUCUGUCUCCGAGCCUAUCGAUAUCAACAAGAACACAUCGGCAUCGACUGAAGAUUUGCGCAAAGACACAAAAGAAGACAUCCCUUACUCACUUUUCGGCCAAGCUGAUUUGGAGAACACAGUGAAGUCUGUGAUGCCUUUGGUGCCGAAGUGCACGUAUUUCAACCUGCCUCAUGGCUGCGACUCUGACCCACACCAGGAUGACUUGAGCAAGGACAGUGACAAAGAAGACGUCUCAAAGAAGAGUGUCAUCGAGGUAGAGGAACCCAAACUAAGGUCAGAGAAGAAUGGAACGUUACCAGCUUUUGCCCCUACUGACUUCACCAAAUCAGAUAAUAAAGUGCAUCCCUUAAUCGAAUGCCCCGGAGAGGGAAAGGUUAUCUUGGUACAGCCUGGCAAAGGUCAAAACGAAGUCAAGAAAAUUCCAAAGGAGCCAGAUGCGCUGGAGAUGCUGUACUUCUCCUGUGGUCAGCAUUGCCCAAUCCUUUGAGUAACAUACCGAUAGGCUCUCGGCCAAUGGAAAUUUUGUCUUACUGAAGUACAAGGCAAGGUACUUUGAGAUAUCAUAUAUUUCUUCGAGAUAGAUAUGUUUUCAGUUUUUCCUGGGGAAUACAUUUGAUAAGGACUACUUUGUGCCUGAACUAAUGUCUGCUAUGGCAUAUAAUGCAUGAAAUUGUAGCACAUUGUAAUUUAUUGUAAAUAAACUAGAAUUACAUUAUACAAUAACUUUGGUGGACUACACAUUGGUAAUUGGUUAAACUUUAAUCACUUCGCUUUUUAUAUAAUGUGAAAUGUGUAUUUAAAAAAUGAAUAAUUCUGUACUAUGUGAAAUGCCAUGUUCAACUUUUAAUAUUAUUAAUGACUUUGUAAAUAUUUCAACUGAACAUGUUUUUUUACAGAAACAUAUUGGCUAUGUAUUUUUCUGUGUUCUGUGUUUUCCACCCUUUGAGCAGCUAGGUGGCCUGUACUAAGAACGAACAUCUUGUGUGUAACUGUAAUCUUGUUUAAAAGGCUUUGAACAGAUCAGGUUCUCAGUCAUGCAACAGGGGAAAUUUCUUUCACUCUCAUCCUAACUUGCUUUCACAAGCUACACGGUCAAGCCUGUGUAAUGUGUGUACCUUGUGAGUGCUUUUAAUUUACUGAAAUUAGCAAAUGAAUUGGUUUCAAGGCACAUGGUUAGUUAUUCACAGGAUGUAAAAAUAUGUUAUCAGUACAUAAUAUUGUAUUCAAUACUUACACUCAUUUAUAAUGUGUACCCAUCUAUUACUGGGUCAGACCCCUUUGCCUCCAGACUUUGAGUGCUGAUUCUACAAGGUAUCACAUAGUUGAUGCAAUCAUGCUGUGAACAGACUGUUCCACGGAUUCAGAUCUGAGUACAGCCACUCAAGUUUACUAAACAGGGAUUUGUUGGACCACUUAAUAAGUAGGCCACUGGUAUUGAUGUUUGUUUUUAGCCGAUUAGGAGUGUAACCUGGUGUAAUUGUCUGACAAGGACCAAUAGAUUGCACUCCAAUAGAACUGCACCUUAAUUUGCCUGUUUAUGGCCUGCCUGUUAACUUGCUGUCAUCAACAGGCUCUGUGAAAUGUGUGUGAAAAGCCCAAAUAGGCGGCCAAAACUACUGUGCAAAUAAUGAAAUGCCUAUAUGCCCACCUACCCGCUUCAUUAAUCAAGCCAGUCUUUGUAUUGUUUGUUAGAGGGGUCAAUUUUGUAAACAGGAUGGUAUAACUAUUAAAUUGGCCAGAGAGUACAUGCAUUUUUCUUGCAUCAUUACAGAAGGCAGUGACUACCUAAAGCAAAUAGUUAAGUAAUAAAGCAUACACUAUGCAUCUACAAAUAUAAUAGACAUAAUAAAUAUUGUUUAGAAUUUUAUACAUAUCAACCUUUAACUACUCCUUUUAGAAUUUCUGGCAGCUGUAAAUUGUCGUAUUGAAUGUUACUUAACUUCAU
Molecule: messenger RNA, 10123 nt
Organism: Esox lucius (northern pike)
Lineage: Eukaryota; Metazoa; Chordata; Actinopteri; Esociformes; Esocidae
Product: oxygen-regulated protein 1
Exons: 4
Coding region: 113-8665 (2850 amino acids)
Biological process (GO): retina development in camera-type eye; intracellular signal transduction; photoreceptor cell development
Cellular component (GO): axoneme
Source: RefSeq, a predicted model, not a curated record